Molecule: messenger RNA, 1401 nt
Organism: Teleopsis dalmanni
Lineage: Eukaryota; Metazoa; Arthropoda; Insecta; Diptera; Diopsidae
Product: phosphatidylinositol transfer protein CSR1
Exons: 3
Coding region: 521-1195 (224 amino acids)
Source: RefSeq, a predicted model, not a curated record
UUCUAAAGUUAGAUUAGGUUAAUCUAGCUAUAGCUGUAAGCUAGAUGUAAAUUCUGUAGUGAGGCAAUUCUAUAUAUAAGAUAAAGCUUAUAAGCAUAUACUAUAUAUAUUUUUACAGUGUGCUUUUAGAUCAAAACUAAGUGAGAUUUGAACAUAGAACUCUAUAUCGUACUUCUAGUACGUACUCAAAAUGUGAACAGCGCGAUAUAAUAUGAAAAAUACUUAUUUCUACAAACAAAUAAUAAUUAUUUUACUACAAAAAUCACAUUUUAGAUAUAUGUGGUGUAGUAUAAUUAUAUAAACGUACAUACAUGAAAUUCACCUAUAUUACUUGCAGUUGAAGAGUAUAUUGCCAUUGCACUAAGAAUAUCAGAAAAAAAGUGUUAGGCAAAAACAAGGAAAACAAUAGACGAUAAGAAAGAAAGAUAGUAAUAAUCUUUUUUUGUAACUAUUGCGAAUACAGUUCGUCAUAAGAAAAUUUUGAUUAACAUAAUUUGUGAACAUAUCUUAUAUAUACAAUAUGUCUAACGAAGUACCUGAUCCCGUUAAUCAAAGUGAUUUGAAAGAUCUUAAAGAGCGAAUGAAACUCAUCGUUGAAGCAGAUCAAAAACAGUAUCAUAACGAAUAUUCCUUAAGACGUUAUUUACGCGCAUUUAAAACUACAGAUGCUGCUUUUCAGGCUGUACUUAAAACAAAUAAAUGGCGUGAACAAUAUGGUGUUGCAAACCUCAGAAAUUGUGAAGAAAUAAAAAAAUAUGCUGACAAGGCAAUUGUUUUAAGGCACAGAGAUUGCGUGGGUCGUCCCGUUGUAUACAUUCCAGCUAAAAACCACAAUACAUCAGAAAGAAAUAUCGAUGAGCUUACUAAGUUUAUUGUUUUUUGCCUGGAGGAAGCUAGUAAUAAAUGUUUUGAAGAAGUUAUAGACAGCUUGUGUAUUGUUUUCGAUUUGGCUGGAUUUAGCACUUCCUGCAUGGACUACCAAUUGGUUAAAAACCUUAUUUGGCUACUGAGCAAACAUUACCCAGAACGACUGGGUGUAUGUUUAAUAAUAAAUUCUCCAGGAAUUUUUUCCACAAUAUGGCCAGUAAUACGUCAGUGGCUGGAUGAUAACACUGCAAAAAAAGUUAUAUUUGUUGAUAACGAAACAGAAUUAUGCAAAUAUUUAAUUCCAGACAUUUUACCAACAAAUAUGUAAAAGGAAUUCUUGUUAGUGAAACAAACGAAUGUACCUUUUAUUUCAAAGUGAAAAUAGUAGCUAAUUAAUUUAAAUGUACACAAAUAAGAGCUUAGUAUAAAAUAUCUACCCACAUAUGUUAUGUAUAUCUAUGUAAUGAAAUGUAACGUGUUUAAUGUAUAAUAUUAAAAAGUUGUUAGCAGUAGAUGAUAAAUUCAAGAAAAAUU